AUUUUUAUACAGUCUAAUUCUUACGAUAAAACAGUUUAUGAAAUAUGAAAGGGUAAUUUAACAGUGGCCAAAUCAUUCACAAUGGUGGUUGAUGAAUUUAAUAACUGCUCUGAAGGCUUGAGAGAAAUAUUUCCGAAUGCCAAUGUGGACACUUCGGAGAUACCAACCUACGAUUUUGGACCUGAAUACCACAGAACAGCUCGUCUCUACACAUUAGCCAUUAUGUUUGUUGUCUCUGUCAUCGGCAACACCAUGGUCGUGAAACAGCUGCUUCCUCUUACAAGAGGACGAUUUCCAAAAUCAAAGAUUCUUUUCCUCAAUUUGGCCGCCGCUGACUUAUUUGUCACCUUUGGAACAAUGCUGUCUCAGCUCAUUUGGGAACUUAUGGAUCAGCAGUGGAUUGCUGGAGAUGCUUUGUGCAAGAUAUUCAAAUUCUCACAAACAUACUCUCUCUGUUCGUCAACGUACAUGUUAGUUGCUAUAGCACUGGAUCGGUUUAAUGCUAUUGUCAGGCCAUUAUCAACGCCACCGCAACCCAAAUAUUACGCCCUGGCAACAUGGAUGAUCGCACUACUUCCAGCACUACCAUGUUUACUCGUCUUUCAUGUUAUUGAACUAUCUGAAGGUAUCACAAAGUGUGUCUCUAUAUUCUACACUUCAGUUCAAGCUCAAUCAUGGAGACAACCUUAUGUCUUGUGUGUGUUUGUUAUUGCCAUCAUACUACCCUUCCUCCUUUUAUUAGUGUUGUACAUCAAGAUAAUGGUCGAAAUCCGUCAACGUUCAGCUGUGUUCACCCCUAGCCAGCAGACUGCGUCCUCUUUACCACGAGCAAGAAUAAAAACGCUGAAAAUGACGAGUGCCAUUCUUCUGGCCUUCAUAAUCCUCAAUUUCCCUUAUGUUGUGCAAGAAUGCUUCAUUUCUUUCGGUUACAUUGAUUUAAUCAACAAGAACUUCAGUGCCUUAGCGGGAGUUAUUUCAGCUAGUAACAGCGCUGUUAAUCCUUACAUAUAUCUAACAUUUCAGGCGAAGAAAACUUUCAUUGGGCGAUGUUUGAGAAAUUUGAUAACCAUCAUUCGGUCGAGACAGUGGUCAUCGGCCAGCCAAAGAAAGGAUACAUCUUUUCUGUCAAUGUCCUCUAAAACCUCGUCCAGAUUUGAUAUGAAUGCAUUGAAUGCAGUUCCACCACUUCAAGCAGCUCAAGUUGCAUCUAUAAUAAAUGGAGGAAAGUCAACAAAUGAGACCUUUGUUUAAGGGGCCUCUUUUACUUUCCUUCCAUGAUUCUGUGCAUUCCUGUAUUCCGGACUACUUUUUCUUUUCAGAAACUUCGGUAACAAUCAUUCCUUCAACUCAAAUAAUGUUAGCACACUCCGCGAAUUUCUAUAGUAUGUACUUUGAAGUAUUGAUCGUCUUAUCUCCACGCAACUUGACUUUAAAAAAGAGUAAGUUCCAAAGAUUACUUCUGAAAUAAGAAUACAAGAAAAUUUAAAGAAAAUUCAGACACUCUAACCCGUA
Argiope bruennichi is the source of this 1512-nucleotide messenger RNA. Its product is annotated as cardioacceleratory peptide receptor-like. Gene Ontology annotation, biological process: G protein-coupled receptor signaling pathway. NCBI's taxonomy places the organism in Eukaryota, Metazoa, Arthropoda, Arachnida, Araneae, Araneidae. Gene Ontology annotation, cellular component: membrane. Bases 82 to 1251 code for a protein of 389 amino acids. The transcript has a single exon. Gene Ontology annotation, molecular function: peptide binding; G protein-coupled receptor activity. The record is from RefSeq and is a predicted model, not a curated record.